AUGGAAACCCCACACGCCUACUCGACGGUUGAGAGCGAAGGCAAGACCUGGCUAGUCCUGCAGGAUCCCGACCUGGGCGCGCCACCGCCACCACCCAAGAGGACCCGCCUCUACUCCUGCCAGGAGUACAUGGUCGGCCAUGCCAAGAUUUUCGCCGGCUUCGCCGCCUCCCCGACGUGGUCGGCCCUGCAGGGCACCCCCCAGCACCUGCCGCCCGACGAGGUGCGGAUUGAGGAGGAGGAGUUGGAUGGUGUUUCGGGCGCGGCGUCGCCCCGGGCUUCGGCCCUCUGUGCCCCAUGUGGACCAGUGGACCAAGACCAAGAUGUCUGUGAUCUUACGGCGGAUCUCGAAAAAGUCGCCGAUGAAGCCGAACCCCACGAUAUCGACGAAAUCGACGGGCUCCGCGAGAAAUACGCCCAUGUCUGCGCACGUUACGUAGCCCCAAAAAGAGCUAAAAGAGCUUCCCCGCCGCUCCGCGUAAAUCAAGGCACCGCAUGGGAUUGCGCCCUUUGCCCCGCUAAAGUGAAUGGCCAGGCCGAUGCACGUCACCAUAUCGAGAAUAAACACCUUCCAGGACGUUACAGGGUGGACGCCGUCCUCUACCGCCAGAAAAAGAAGGCCGAGCGCCAUACCCGGCGAGUCCCUGAGGACAUGAUGGAAAAUGGGGACAAUUGGCGAUCCUUCUACCUCAAGUCCUACGAAAUCCUAUGGGGCCGUUGCUUCCCCGGAAAAAUCGACGGUAGCGGCCGCAUGACUGUAUUAGUCGAGCUGGCUCUGGUCGAUGGAAUCUCUCGGCGGGACGUCAACCGUCUUUGCUACGCGCUUCUCGAGCGAUAUCGAGAAAUCCACCGCCUUUCCGUAACCCACGAUGUAUCGCCGAGACGCCACUAUGGAGUGACCAUUGACAUAAGCCAGCUUCACGAUGACCACUCAGCUUCUACGGAUUUUGUGGACGACUUGUCAGCUUGCGGGCCUUGUCUUUGUCGAUUGGAUGAAUUAGAAAAUUCAAUGGACGCGCAGACGGUUCAUUUCUACAGGGAUCAGCGGCCGCUUGCCGAGGUUGCCAACGAUUCGGCAAAUGAAACUGUGGCUUCGCGUGCCUUCUUUAGCCCUGAAACGACCAGCCGCAAUAUGACGCAGUAUUUGGACUGCGCGGAGCCUGCUGAUAGUGAGGGCCUCGAAGAGGCUUCGCUCGCUCCUGUCAACCGGUCGAUACCGAAUGAGCGCGGAGCUUGUGCCGCGACAUCAGAAGAUGUUCAGCCGGCUCCAGUUCGGCAGGAAAGCGAGGUUGAAGAUCUCCAGCUCAUCGAAGUGGCGCCGCCGUUGGAUAGACCUGAGCAAAUCGUUUCUGAGAGUAUCGUCAAGCCCAACACUCCAAAUUCAAGCGCUUUCGCGGAGGCUCCUGUACACUGUGCUAGCCUCUCGGCCCAGCUCCUGGAACUCCACCCCGUUGCGGAAAUCAGUCUCAACACCAUCCCCGAUCAAACGUCUUUCGAGGUACCCAACGUUGUCAAAGCGGAAGCCAUAUCUAUCGAAGAUUUCACAGAAGAGCCUGUUGAGCGCGAUCCUCAGUUCUACAAUGUUUCGUUGAAACGAUCGUGGUCCAGCUCGGUCGGCUUCGCUUCUCAAAUGGAGAAUCUCCUGGAUCGAAGCCCAGCCCUAGACAGCGAAUUUCCGGAAAUGGCACUGCUGCUCCAUCAUCGGUCGUCUAGCUGCAUUGAAGCGAGCUUCGAGAAUCACGACGUGCCGGGCCAGGAUCUGGAUGCCAACAAAGAAAAUCGAGAAGUUGAAAAUGCCCCAAUCGCCGAGCACGCUAACAUCUUGGAGAGUCCACCGAUGGAUCUCGAAGAAGCGAUCACGGCCGCCGAGCGGGGUGAAAUUCCCGAUCUUGAAGGUAUCUCCGACGUCAGCGAAGACCUGUGCGAUUAUAUCGAUGCUUACGGAAGUUUCAACACCGGAGCACCAGCUACCAAUGAGGACGAAGCCCCAACAACGCUAGCCGUCAGGAAACAAAAGCUCCUGCUCCUCCGCUGUAGCAGUUGCGCAACGGCGUUUAACAGCCUCACCCGAAUCGUUGAGCAUCUACUUAGCAAGCACUGCGGCCGCCUGCCCUACCCAUAUCGCUGUCGCUCUUGCUCCCACGCCUGCGCGCACAAAUAUAAUCUGGUCAGCCACAUGAGACGCCGGCAUCGUCUGCAAAAGCCGGUGGCCUGGUGCAAAGAGAGGAUUGUUGAACGCUGGCACCCCGACACCCUGCGCGAGCUCAACAACCAGGCCGGGAUAAAUUUCCCGAAAUGCCAAAAAUCCCGCAAGAAUUUCCUCAGCGUAGGCCAGGUCGUCCUCCACCUACUCGCCGCCCAUUGUGACGGCAAUGAAGCGAAAAUCUGGAGAUGUCGCCGCUGCGAUUUCAACACCAACUACGAGAGCUGCAUUGCCACCCACCUGGCACGAAUGCAUCGGUGCACGCAGAAGUGGGCCAUCAGAAAGAACUCGUGCCAAUUGUGGCACCCUGACACGAUGAGGCGUCUAAAGGACGUGGCCCCGCUCUACUUUCCUGGGAUUGAGAAGCGCGUCGAGAGAUACCUGGUCGACAAAAUCAAGCGCGGACUGCUCGACGUUGGCACCUUUUCUAACAACCCCCUCCCACCUGCUCCGACUAACACCCCGUUGCAGCACCUCCCUACUGCUGACCAUACCCGAUUGGAUCGGCCUGUAGCUAGACAGGCCGUCACUCGCAGCACUACGCCAGACAAACGCCGCUGCUGGCGCUUCAGGGUGUUCAAGACGAAGAGGCGGAAAAACAAUAGUCCACACGCUACCCAGCCGAGUUGGUACGCCAAGCCGGAGAAGGGCAAGGCAGGCGACGGAACCGGGGCGGAGGCUGUU
Mesorhabditis spiculigera is the source of this 2886-nucleotide messenger RNA. The record is from the annotation of a GenBank genome assembly. Lineage: Eukaryota; Metazoa; Nematoda; Chromadorea; Rhabditida; Rhabditidae.